AUGGCACAUAACCAUCAUCAAGAAGGCAUACAAACGUUAGACCCAACUAUAGGAUCAAAUGAAUUGGAAGCCGAGUAUCUACCAAAUAACGAUACAAAUACAAAAACUCGAAAAACUAAAAAAUAUCGAAAUAAAUCUAAGAAAUCAUCGCCCUUUGAAGUUGGUGGUUCACCUUGCUAUCCAGGACCUAGACCUAGGUCUGUUCCACCGGCUGAUCUAGGCCCAAAAGCAGAAGCUGGCCUUAAUGGUUUACCGGGAACAGAUGGAACAGUUCCAGCUGACAGUGAUGGUAUUGAGAAGGGUCCCUACCCUCAAGCUGAAACUUUACGACAAAUGAUUUCUCAACAUAUGGGCUUACGAGGCCUUCGUGGUCCCAACGGCUCACAGGAACGAGAAGGCAGACGUGACCAUUCUGGACUAGAAGGUGAUCGUGAUGCCCAAGGCCCAAAACAUCGUAAAGGUGCAAUGGGACCAAUUGGUCCAAUGGAGAAAAAGGACAUCGUGGGACCUAGAUGUUUCCCUGACCUACGUGGUCUACCCAGACCUAUUGGAAAUCCGGAGCCUCAAAGAAAUGAACAUCAGCCAGGUUCUAAAGGUAACACUGGUCCAACAGGACAAUCCGGUGCACCAGGACAACAAGGUCCACAGGUACCAAUUGGAUCUCCUGGUCCUCAAGGAAAAUCCGGUCCCUUUGGUAUACUUGGUCCAAGCGGUAAACCUGGCUUAACCGGUUUACCAGGAGCUAAUGGUUCUCUGGGUGUAGCAGGUACUUCCAGUCACACAGCACCAAAAGGUGUGCAAGGUCCUGCAGGUUUUCCUGGGCUUCGUGGCUCCAAAGUUGAUGAUGGUCUUCAUGGAUCUCCGGGAAACAAAGAUGAUGCAGGUGAUCUUGCUGAUAUGGGUGUUCCAGGUUUACCUGGAGCUGAUGGCUCUCCGGGUGUAGCAGAUAAUUUCGGUCACACAGGACCAAAAGGUGAUCAAGGCGCACAUGGUGUGCAAGGUCGUAUAGGUUUUCCUGGACCUUGUGGCUCCAAAGGUGAUGAUGGUCUUUGA
Messenger RNA from Calliphora vicina (urban bluebottle blowfly), 1053 nucleotides. RefSeq names its product collagen alpha-1(II) chain-like. The record is from RefSeq and is a predicted model, not a curated record. The transcript has 5 exons. Gene Ontology annotation, biological process: extracellular matrix organization. The coding region runs from base 1 to 1053 and encodes 350 amino acids. Lineage: Eukaryota; Metazoa; Arthropoda; Insecta; Diptera; Calliphoridae. Gene Ontology annotation, molecular function: extracellular matrix structural constituent conferring tensile strength.